AUGGAUCUGGAGCAACGGGUUAAGGCGUACCGCUUCGUCGCCUAUUCAGCGGUUACGUUCUCCGUCGUCGCCGUGCUGUCCGUAUGUGUCACGUUACCUAUGGUCUAUAACUAUGUACAUAAUGUUAAACACACGAUGCACAACGAAGUCCAUUUCUGCAGAGGUUCCGCAAAAGAUAUUCUCCGAGAAGUGAGCCACCUGAAGAAGAUCCCGACGGCUAACAGGACUGCACGUCAAGCAGGUUACGGUGACGCCGCCGUAGUUGGUGAAACGACUACGGGCUGCGAAGCAUGCUGCUUACCAGGACCGCCUGGUCCAGCCGGACCACCAGGACGACCCGGUCGACCCGGCAAACCAGGAGUACCAGGAGCUCCCGGAGCACCUGGACGCCCGCCACAGCAACCUUGCGAACCAAUCACACCUCCUCCAUGCCGCCCAUGCCCUCCAGGUCCACCUGGACCACCUGGAAUGCAAGGACCACCAGGCAAUCCUGGACCCAAUGGCGCACCUGGAAUGGCAGGCCUCGAUGGUGCUCAAGGUCCACCUGGACCAAAAGGACCUCCCGGCCCCGCAGGAAAUCCCGGAGCACCUGGUAAUCCAGGUCUUCCUGGUGAAGAUGCGGUGUCAGAAGGCAUCAUUCCCGGAGAACCAGGGCCACCUGGACCACCUGGACCUCAAGGACCUCCUGGACCGGACGGCCUUACCUGGCGCACCAGGAGCACCAGGUUAGUUUCACUCGUUGUCAAGUAA
Messenger RNA from Cooperia oncophora, 750 nucleotides. Lineage: Eukaryota; Metazoa; Nematoda; Chromadorea; Rhabditida; Trichostrongylidae. The record is from the annotation of a GenBank genome assembly.